UUUUAAUCAAAUAAUUUCCAAAAAAAAACCCAUAAAUAGUGAUUAAACAAAAAUAUCAAGUUUGAGUAUAUUUUUUCGACUGUAAGAAUUUUUUAAAGCUAUAUUGAUUUAAAAUAAUUUAUGCUGAGUUACAAUGAAUUCAAGCUGAUUUAUGUGAUUUAAAAUAAGUUAAGAUGAUUUAACGGAUUUAAUUUUGAGUUUUUAGCUGAUUCUUAUAUCAGUCGAUUCCCCCCCUUGUUCGUGACCCUUUCAGUAAAUUGUAAAUAUAAUCUGUUUUUUUUUCUAGUGUGUGUAUAGUUCAUUUAGAUUUCUGUUGAGUAUCGAUGUGUGGAUACCAGUUUGAUGAGAUGAGUUUAUGACAAAAAUUCUUACAUGGACACACAUACCAUCAUGCACCAGGAGACUGACACUAGUAUCAGCAUCCACACACAUACUUUUUCAAAUGUUGGAUAAUAGCUUUGUUGAGAGCUGCAAAGAAGUAUAAAAUAGCGAACGAGCCGAAUAUUUAGUCGAGGAUAAAGCGAGUUUACACAGAUGAAUUUUACAUGUUUUAUCGCAUUUACAAUUUGAUGAGAUAAUUGCAAACGAAAGUAAAACAAGAAAUAGGUCAUAUAUAUUUCAUAGAAUAAUGUUUCAAAAAUUCGAGAGACUCUUUCAUAGAUCAGCAAUAUAAUAAAAGACAUGCUUCCAAGACAGCGAUGAUCCGUAACAUAUCGAAAAACUGGUUUGAUCAGUUCAUGAUUUUUAUACAUGAAUUCGUUGCAAAAUCAUAGAAGCAAAACCCAUAUUUCUCAUUCAAUGUCUUCAUCUUUCUCAUACAUCUCUAUCAUCGUAAAAAAAGAGUUAAAAAAAUAAUUGUUGUUAACAAAGUUGAGAAUUUGACUAAAAAGGGUUUCUCGUCUUGUAACAAAAUUCGAUUUCUAUGAAGAGAAACUUUCUCUCUCUUAUUUUAUAACUCUUUUUCUUGUCUCUAUUUUAGACUAUUCAUUACGUUCUCCAUCCAGCACCAACAUUCAUCCGAAUGCUCGAUGGCAACAAAAUGGUAUCACUGUGGCUGGAGGAAAUCGACAAGGCAAUGGAAUCAAUCAACUCUCAUACCCAUUGGGUUUGUAUGUUGAUGAUGAUCAAACAAUCUAUGUUGCUGAUCGAACGAAUCACCGUAUUGUGGAAUGGAAACGAGGUGCAACAAGUGGCCAAGUGGUUGCCGGUGGAAAUGGACAAGGAAGUGGAAAUCAUCAAUUGCAUAACCCAAGAGAUGUGAUUAUCGACAAAGAGAGAGAUAGUCUCAUCAUAUGCGAUACUUCGAAUAGAAGAGUGGUUCGAUGGCCUCGUCGAAAUGGGACAAGUGGAGAAACAAUCAUCUCCAACAUCUAUUGUUGGGGUUUGACAAUGGACGAGAAUGGAUCUCUCUAUGUCAUUGACCAUGGAAAAAAUGAAGUGAGACGAUAUCAAAGAGGAGAAUCUCAAGGAACAGUGGUUGCAGGUGGCAAUGGAAGUGGAAAUCGUCUCGAUCAACUCUAUUACCCACAAUACGUAUUCGUCGAUCGAGAUCAUUCAGUGUACGUAUCUGAAUGGAACAAUCAUCGUGUGAUGAAAUGGAUGGAAGGUGCAAAACAAGGCAUUGUCGUGGCUGGUGGUCAAGGACAAGGAAAUGAUCUUACACAAUUGUCAUCGCCUGCAGGAGUCGUUGUCGAUCAAUUGGGCACUGUCUAUGUGGCUGAUCGAUGGAAUAAUCGAAUCAUGCGUUGGCCGAAAGGAGCCACACAAGGAAGUGUCAUUGUUGAUAGAAACGGUAGUGGAGGACAAUCGAACCAACUCAAUGGACCAGUCGGUUUGUCAUUCGAUCGACACGGGAAUCUCUAUGUCGUCGAUUGUGGAAACGCUAGAGUCCAAAAAUUCGAACUACAAUCCAAUCCGAAGUAAACCUUAAAACACAUAUAAAAUAUUCGAAAAAAAAACUUUCACGAAAUGACUCACCCAAUUAACUAAUUAGCUAAUUAAAAAUUAAUCAACAUAAUAUAUACUAAUUAUACUAUAAAUAAAAAACCAAACGAAAAAACCUUAAUUAGAUGUAAAAACACCCAUCCUAUAGUAGGAAACCAUAAACACACAUAAAAAGAGAAACAACAAAACAUGGCGGAGACCUGGCUGACUUUCCUCAAAACGGAAACCUUGGAUUUUCCAUGCCGAUUCCAAGCAUUCCAUGAGACGAAACAAAGUGUGGCAUUUCGAAUAUUGUAGAUGAUGAUGAAUUCUAUCAGAUUCCAAGGAUUCCAAAAGAUCGCAAAGUCGGACACCAUGCAACUUUGGAUGUCCUGAAAACCCCUAUGGUCUCCAAAGGACUUUUCACACAUUCGAAGGAUUCCGUGAGGGGAAACAAAUUGUGGCAUUUCGAUUAUUGUAGAUCAUCUCGACUUGUAUUAGAUUCGAAGGAUUCCAAAAUAUCGCGAAGUGGGACCCCAUGCAACUUUGGACCUCCCAAAAAUCCCUAUGGUCUCCAAAGGACUUUUCACACUUUCCAAAGAUUCCAAGGAUUCCAUGAGAGGAAACAAAGUGUGGCAUUUCGAAUAUUGUAGAUGAUGAUGAAUUCAAUCAGAU
Molecule: messenger RNA, 2598 nt
Organism: Rotaria sp. Silwood1
Lineage: Eukaryota; Metazoa; Rotifera; Eurotatoria; Philodinida; Philodinidae
Source: the annotation of a GenBank genome assembly